AUGGAACCGUCUAAGGAGGCUAUAGCCGUUCGCAUUACACGAUUAAACAGACAGAUUAUUGGUAAGGUGACCGGUGGGACUAGUAAACUCAGUAGGAAAAUUGACCGUGAGACGUUAUUGGAUGCUUUAACUGUUUUAUACGAUGAGUGUAAUGAAGAUCCUGUUAAGAAGUGCGAUGAACUUGUACGGAUUUUCUUAGACAAGUAUCGAAGUACUUUAGCGGAUUUGAAAAGAGCUCGUGUUAGUAUUUCUGAUUUUGAGCUAAUACAUAUAAUUGGUCGUGGGCACUAUGGAGAAGUACAUAUGGUACGUGAAAAACAAACAUCUGAUGUGUAUGCACUUAAAAGUAUCAGAAAGGAUCAAGCUCGAAAGCGUGUGUCAGGUGCAGAAGAUGAGAGAGACAUUCUAGCUAAUGCUGCAGGAUGCUGGAUACCACGCUUGCAAUAUGCUUUUCAGGAUGCCACGAAUUUAUACCUUGUUAUGGAGUUAUGUAAUGGUGGGGACUUGGCUGGUUUGCUGGCUCGUCGUAAUAACCCACUAUCAGAACGCGAUGCCGCCUUCUAUAUAGCUGAAGUAGCGCACGCACUCAAAACUCUUCACGGUAUGGGCUACGUGCACAGAGACGUUAAGCCACAAAAUAUUUUGUUAGACAGAUGCGGUCAUGUGAAGCUAGCAGAUUUCGGGUCGUGUGCUCGUCUCUCGGAGGGAGGUUGCGUGACUGGUGCCACCGCUGACUACGUGGCCCCUGAGCUGCUGGGAGACUGCUCCGGCGCGCACACUGUGUGUCUAGAAUACUGCCGCCGGGUUAACACUGCCAUUUCCGCUUGCGAUUACUGGUCAUUGGGCGUGAUUGCAUUCGAACUUGUGACGCUCAACAGGCCAUUUUCUUCAGGAGAUGAUGACUCAACUGCUCAAAUUCUUAGCAACAUUCAAAAGUACGAACGCGACCCGAGUGCCGAGCCACCUUUCGAGGCUCCACCCGGCGGUCCAUCGAGCACGUGGCGAGGCCUGGUGGCGGGGUUGCUGUGUGUGGCGCCCGCGCGCCGCUUCAACUACCUCGACACGCUGCAGCACGCCGCGCUCGCGCACCUCGCGCUGCACGCCAUUCGCGACCAGGUACCUCCGUGGGUGCCACACAUUCGAGGUCCCGAAGACACUUCAUAUUUGGCCAGUCCCGUGCGUGAAGUAGCACCCCCUUCCGCUGCCCCUUUUCGAACUCGUCCACCUUUUGCUGGACACUUGCCAUUCGUUGGUUACUCAUAUGUAUCAAUAGAGGAAAAUGAAGAUAAAAGCAGCGGCUUUAACGCUUCACACGACUGCACAGCUAUCGAUCUAGCAACUUUCAAAUCGGCGGAGAAGCUGGCGGCGCUGCGCGCGCGCGAGGUGGCGUCGCUGCAGAGCAAGCUGGCGGCGGCCGAGGCGGCGGCGGGCGCGGCGGCCGAGCGCGCGCGCCGCGACGCCGACGCGCACGCCGAGCGCCUGCGCGCGCGCCUGCAGGCCGAGCUCACCGCGCUCGCCCUGCAGAACAAGCGACUGGAACGUCAGAUAGAAGUGGAAAAAGAGGAGCGUAUGGCUCUGCAGCGGACCAACCAGGAAUUAAGCUGCGGAGUGGCGGAGCGGAAUGGGGCUGAGCUGAGGGCGGCUCAGGCGCGCGCCAGGGACCUGCAGGCGGAGAGAGACCUGCUGAAGGAGGAGUGCGCGCGGGCCGAGGCCAGGGUGCGCGGCCUGCAGGCCGAGUGCUCCAGCGCGCAGGCGGCCACCGAGGCGGCGCGCGCGCAGCAGAAGCACUACAAGGAUAUCAUUCAGAAUGUUCAAGAUUUACGGCACAGGUGGCUCACUGAAAUUAAUGUGAAACCAAUUGAAACGGUGGCUAAAGAGCGUGCCCUACGUCGUCAAACACUCAGCGGUGGGGACAUAGACGCUCGGCUGGCCGCUGCCGAAGCGACGGCGGCCAGAGAGCUGCGAGCCCGCCGUGACGCCGAUGAGCGCCUCGCUACCUCGGAGCGAGAGGUUCUGCGACUGCGCGCUCACGCAGACGACCUCUCCGACCGACUGGCCGCUGCUCAGGAUUCGAUAGCAGAAAAGGAACGCCUAGUCUGUACAACUAAUCAACAACUGAACGAGGCUCAAGUGCAAUUGGCGCAAGAGCGCAUGCGUGUGACCACCUUGACAGCGCAAGUACAGGAGUUGGAGCGCGGCGUGAGCGCGGCGGGCGCCCGCGAGGCGGCGCUGGAGGAGCAGUGCGCGCGCACCGAGGCGCGGCUCGUGCAGAGGCUCGAGGCGGCCGAGGCGCGCGCCGCGGCCGCGCUGCACGACGACGCGCGCCACCGCGAGAAGGUGACGAGCUUGGAGCAACUGGUCCGACAGCUGGAGCGCGAAGUGAGCGCGCUAGAGAACCGGACGUGUACGCGUUGUGCUAGCAGGGAGGCGGAGCGCGCCGUGUCCGGUGGCACAGCGGCCGUGUCCAGUGGCACCAACACGGACGACGCGGAGCUGGACGCGCGCAGCGACACGGAGAGCGUGUCCGACGCACACCUGCAGGCGCAGGUGACGCUGCUGAAGGAGCAGCUCGAGCGCGCAGAGGCUCAGCUCCAGGCUCGCGCUGAUGAAUUAGCAGCGCUGCGUCAAGAAGCGAGAGCUGCCAAUUUAGCUAGAUGGCGCAAGGAGAAAGAAUAUAACGAUCUAUCUCUAGACGCUAAAGUGACAGCUCGAGACUUAAAGAAACUUGAGGAGCGACUCGCAUCGGCCGUAGAGGCGCGUAAGUCGGCGGAAGAUAAGGCUCGCUUAGUGCACAGAGAGAUCACAACCUUGAAACCACAGUAUGAACAGUUGAAGAAAGAGUCGCAGAUGUAUAAAGAACAGCUGGAGAAGUUGCAGAAAACCAAUGAAAUAUUACAAGCAGAAGUCGAUAGGUCGCGCAACGACAUCCGCAAGCUGAAGAGCGAGCUGCAGUACAGCGAGAAGCGGCGCCUGCACGCCGAGGAGCAGGAGGAGCUGUCGGCCCGCGAGCGCGCCCAGCUGCGCGACGAGGUGCAGCCCCUGCGGGCGCGGACCGGCGAGCUCGACCAGAAUAAUAAAGCUCUUCAAGAGACGUGUGCUCUACUGGAAGAGCAACUUACUGAUCUCGAGAAGUUAACGGACUUGCAUGAGAUGAAGAACCAGGAUCUUGAGAACGAGGCGACGCGUCUGCGCUCAGAAUUAGAGGCGACACGCACGAAGCUUUCGGAAGUCGAGCGUCAGGCCACUGCUGCGACUACGACUGCGGAGCUUUCUGACCAGCGGGCCGCUGACGUGGCCGAGCAGUUGCGACUCGCCACCUCACAGCUGGAUGUUAUGCGCGAGCGGCUCGAGAACCGCGACCGCCUAGUGGAAGAGUUGGAAGCACGCAUUGGUACACUUGAAGGCGAGGCGGCGACAUCAGAGGCGGCUUUGAGCGGCGCGGCGAGGCGCUUGCGGGAACUGCAGGAGGAGGCGGCGACACUGCGCACGCGCGCCCACGCGCACCACGAGCGCGCCUUGCAGCUGCAGGCCGCGCUGGCCGACGCGCAGGAGGAGGCGGAGGCGGCGCGCGAGGCCCACGAGGCGGCGACGGCGUGGUGGCGCACGCGCGAGACCAAGGCCGACGCAACGCUGCGGCAGCAGGCCAAGCUGAUCGACUUCCUGCAGGCUAAAGUGGAGGAAGCGGGUCGUAAAAAGUGUUCGCUGAGUAACAAGCUAUUCGGGCGGUCGGGGCGCCGCGCGGCCGCCUCGCCGCCGCUGCUCCGGGUCAACAGGGAAUUACGCGAAGAAGUGGAACGUUUGAGGGCCAAGCUCGCUGCUGCAAAUGCUAAUAGCGAUGUAAAUUUCCCGCCGACGCCGAGACGAGAUCGAAAAAAUAAUAAACCAAAGAAAAUUGUAAAUGGAUCUCAAAACUUAAACACUUCGGAGGGAAAUGAUGACACCCUACUUGUUAUCUGGGCGGAUGGGUCCCGCGAGCGAGUUCAGGCGCGCUGCAGUUCCCGGGAGCUGGUGCUGGGCGCGGGCGACGGGGCCGUGCGAGCUCGUCUACUGGCGGAGCGGGCGCGCGGCCUGCCGCACAACGAGGCCAACCGCGCCUUCACCGUGAAGUUAGAGUACAGCGACCGCGGCACGGAGGCAGCGAUCGUUUGUUCGAGUAUCGCUGAGCGUUCGCGCUGGAUUUCGCUACUCACUCCCGCAACUGACUCUGUGGGCUUCAACCCGCCUACUCUGCUGCAGUGUCAGUCGCAACCGACUAGCGCACUCUACAUUGCACCCGACACACUCGCCAUAGGUUGCCCGGACGGGCUGCAGUCGCUGCGCGGGCCGGUGCGGCUGCAGUGGGCGGGCGGCGUGGCCUCGCUGUGCGCGGCGGGCGGGCGCGCGCUGCUGGCGCUCGGCGGCUCGCUCGCGCACGCGCCGCUGGCCGCGCUGGCGUCGGCGCUGCGCCGCGCCUGCGCGCUGCGGCCCGCGCUGCAGCUGGCGCGCGUGCCGCUGCCGGGCGCCGCGCCGCCGCGCCUCGUGCGGGUCACUGACGGACUCUGUGCGGCGGUCGCGUGUGGACGACGUGUCUUUCUGCUUCGGUAUGACGCCGCGACCGCAGAGUUCAAGAUAGCUAGGUCUCUUACUGUCGACCGACCGCCGUAUGCACUUCUCCUCACAAGCCAAACAUUGUAUAUUUCUGGAGAAAAACCCCUCAAAGUGAAACUGCCUUCUGGCUCCCUAGAAUCAUUUGCAAUGGAUGAACCGAUAGUAAAUGCUGCCUUCAAACGACAAUCUCCACCUCUAGCGAUAUUGUUGAUCCGAAGUAGACCAGUUGAAAUUCUAUUAUGCUAUGCAGAGUGUGGUGUAUUCGUCGAUGAAAGUGGCAGACGAACACGAAACGAAGAUCCGAAGUGGAGCUCCGCGGUGCACGGUUGGGAGUUCGUUAAUCCAUUCUUGUACGCCAUCGGAGAGAACAAAAUCACAAUAAUAUACAUUAACGACGAAACAUAUCGAGCGCCUCCGUGCACUUGUGACUCUGCUUCCAUGACAUCCAGCGCUUCGGAAUGCUACCAACCCGAAAUCUUCAACUACAAAUUAAACGAUCCUCAUUUACUGGGCACUACUCCCAACGGCAUUGUUAUUCGAUCAAAAAUCGACGACGAAUAUAGAGUUUCAAUCCUAGAAGGCAUGGCGGCAUUCAGAAGUAUUGGCGCCUCUCUGGAAUCGUUGAACACAGUCUCGGACUCGAAAGGUUCUUCAUCAGAUUUGGCGCAAUCUCUCAGUGACAUAUCGCCGCAGGACGAUUCGCAGGAGAGUGUAGAACUAACGACUGGUUUUCUGGCGGAUAUAAGAAAUAGAGCGCGGCAGUUGCGUAUGAAAAAUCGUCGAGAAUCAACCCCGGAUGACGUCAUAAAAGAAAUUUUAACUACCGAAGUCGGCUUAAAACGCACUUCGAACGGUAGAAAAUCUCCUGCAAUUGUUUCUGAAUGUGAGACUGACACUGACCCCGACAGUGACGACGGGACCGGCUCCACGAAGUGCACAGCGGACGUGUGCGCUGAAAUGUUUACGAGGCAGGUUCGUUUUCAGUAA
Melitaea cinxia (Glanville fritillary) is the source of this 5574-nucleotide messenger RNA. RefSeq names its product citron rho-interacting kinase (gene sti). The transcript is spliced from 32 exons. Gene Ontology annotation, molecular function: ATP binding; protein serine/threonine kinase activity. NCBI's taxonomy places the organism in Eukaryota, Metazoa, Arthropoda, Insecta, Lepidoptera, Nymphalidae. Gene Ontology annotation, cellular component: cytoskeleton; cytoplasm. The coding region runs from base 1 to 5574 and encodes 1857 amino acids. Gene Ontology annotation, biological process: peptidyl-threonine phosphorylation; actomyosin structure organization. The record is from RefSeq and is a predicted model, not a curated record.